Molecule: messenger RNA, 1629 nt
Organism: Lodderomyces elongisporus
Lineage: Eukaryota; Fungi; Ascomycota; Pichiomycetes; Serinales; Debaryomycetaceae
Product: Hsp90 cochaperone
Exons: 1
Coding region: 1-1629 (542 amino acids)
Biological process (GO): box H/ACA snoRNP assembly
Cellular component (GO): nucleoplasm; cytoplasm
Source: RefSeq, a predicted model, not a curated record
AUGAUAACGCCAUUUUUUACCAUCAACCAAGAUGAGGAGUUCAUCUACAUUGAUGUCAAAAUCUCACACGUACGGUUCAGUGCACGCAGCAUUGAGAUGAUUGUAGAAAAUGAACUAUUCAUUUUUUCACUUCCACCGUAUUAUCUUCGUAUCAGACUACCAUUUCCAUGUGUUGAUGAUGAGCGGUCGCACGCUGAAUUUGAUUCCAAGACUGAAUGCGUCAAGAUCAAAAUCCCAAAGGAGACUAUAGGCCAAUUUUUCCCUGAUUUGGAUUUGACUGCUAAAUUAUUAGCAAGAACGAGUGAAGCAGGCACUGUUCAGCUGCAACUGCAACUGCAACUGCAACUGCAACGACCUUCAGAUGAGGUCAAAAUUAUGAAAAUGAAUAAACCAUUGAUUGAAGAAUUGGAUGUUAAUAAUGAUAUUUCGAAUGAUCAGGCAGAGAAGGAUUUGCAAGAAGGCGAGCAUUUCAACUGGGAAGUAGAACAAAGCGUACCUACAGCACCAACUUUAGAGAUUGGUGGUGAUGGAGUGGCAGGAGAAGUAUUAAAUUUUCAAGAAAGCGAAGGUCUUAAAUACGGCUUCAACAAUCAAUACGAUGGUAUUGUUGGUGUGAGUGUAUCCAAUGGCAAUGACAUCAAUGGUCUUGGAAAUCCAGAAGCCACACAUGCUACAGACAGAGUUAUUGAAAGGUUAAUCAAAGAAAAUAUACAGUUUGAUCCGGAAAUAUAUGCGGCCGAUUAUAUAAUGGAGAAAUACCCUUCGACAGAUGACGACAAAAGCUUUAAGGAAUUGAUUGAGUGGAAAAAUCCACAAAUACAAAAAUUUCUCAAAUGGUAUAAAUCACAACAAUUGCUGCUGCUGUUGCUGCUGCUGCAGCUGCUGCUGGAACACAAGAAAGAGAACAGUACAGAAAACAUUAUGCCAGUAGAGUUUAAUGAAGAAGAACAGAAGCAAAUGAUGAAUUUACCACGCAAAACGUACUUGCUUGAAGAAGAACAAAAAAGAGAAUCUCUUAUUGCUAUUGUAUGUCUCUUGUUUGCGUAUCAAUUCGAUAUGCGAGAGACCGAAGGAGAGCAUAAUAUUGAAAGCGCCUGGACUAUCGGAAAAAUUGCUCCACAGUUUUCCUUUUUAGAUGCAAAGUUAGUAGUCAAUGACACUAACCAAUUGAAAGCUGGGGUUAUUGUUUGUACAAGAAGAGCAUUGACAUUUCCAUACCAUAGAAGCUUUGGUUUAUGUAAGAAAGUCUGGAGUGAUGUUUACUUGAACCUACGUGGAGGCAAAAGGUUAGUGCUCAAGUCUCUUUUGGAUUUGAAAGAGCUUUUCAGAUUUCAUGAUAUAUACUACGUUUAUGAUAAAAUAUGGAUGGAGGACUUGUGUGCAUAUUUGGUGAGUGACAAUGUGAGUGAGGCUACCAUUAGAAAUCUUGCUCAUGAUUUAAAAAAUGUCGUAGACUCGACAAAUGAGUCUGAUAUCACAUUUGAAAAGAGUGCAGAGGGAGAGUCUCAAAGCAUGGAAGAAGAUGGAAAUGAGAUCGAAGGUGAGGGCGAAAUGGUGGUCUUGACAUUGAAAGAAAUCCAAGAGAUGGCAGAAUCUCUGUAUCAAGAGUAUAGGCAAACCAAUGGGUAA